GGCGGCGGGGGCCACGCCGCUCGCCUGCCGCCAGGGCCGGGGCGUGCUCGGCGCCUCACCCGCGCCUCCCCGCUGCCUGUUCCCCGGCGGCGCAGGGCGGCGGUGCGGGGCCAUGAGCCGGCCGGAGGCCGAGCCCUGCUCCCGGGCGCUGGCGCAGGCCCGCGUCUACCUGGGGCAGCUGCGGAGCCGCGUCGCCGCCGUGGGCCCCGAGGGCGGCGGGCGGCGAGACUACCUGGUGGAGGCGGCGCGGCAGCUGAGGCUGGCGCUGGAGCGGGACGUCAGCGAGGACUACGAGGAGGCCUUCAACCACUACCAGAACGGCGUGGAUGUGCUGCUCCGCGGCGUGCAGGUUGACCCGAACAAGGAGCGUCGAGAGGCCGUGAAGCGGAAGAUCACGCAGUACUUGAGGCGUGCAGAGGAAAUCUUCAACUGCCACCUCCAGCGGGCUGCAGGGGACGGCAACCCCACUGCCACGGGUUACAGCAGCCUGCGCUUCAGGCCGAUCAGGACGCUGAGCUCAGCAGUGGAGAACCUGAGACGAUGUAAGGUUGUGGGAGUGAUCGAUAAGGUGCAGAUUGUCCAGGAUCCAGCCACUGGUGGGACCUUUAUACUUAAGAGCCUCCCCAAAUCCCACGUUGAUACUCGUGAGCGACAGACCAUCAUCCCUCAUGGGGUGCCCUUCAUGGUCAAGCUCUUGUGCUACUAUGUGAGUGAGGACUCCAUCUUCCUCCACCUGGAGCACGUGCAGGGGGAGAUGCUCUGGUCUCACCUCCGCUCCAGGUACUGUGUCCAGCAGGGCUCUGCCAGUUCAAACACUGUUCAAGCUCUGAGGGACCAUGGCAGAGAGGACGGCGUGGGAAGCUCCCAGGGCAGCAGCCAAACCUCCAUCUUCUCUGCUUGGACAGGCAGUGACCUCUCUAGCGCUGUGACCCACCGAGUACUGGGAAACGUUGGUGCCUCCCUCCCUCAGGACCCUGACCCCGUGGACCCUGGCCUGGGGAACCACUGCCAGCUUCACCUGGCUCCCGCUGGCAGCGUGAGGGCUGCACCUGGAAGGCAGGAUCUAAGUGUGACACAGGCAGUAUCUAGUGCUGUGGACCAUGUUUCAGCAGCACCAGCCAAAGGUCCUGGCCACCUUACUAGCCAGGGCCUGGUCAUCUACCCCAGGAACGCUCUAAGUAGUAGUAGUGCAGGCUGCGUGUUGGAGAGAGCAGCCUCUCAACGUGACUCCAGGCUGCCUCAGACACCUGCUCCCCUGCCGAAGACUGUGAGGGGGAGCUGCUCAGGGACAGGGCAGUCAUUGUCUCAGCAAGUGUCUGAGGCCCCCUGGGCUUGCCCCCUCCUGACCUCAGGUCAGAGGCAGCUCCAUGCAGGAGUUGCCCCAUCUAGCUCUGGCAUGCCCUGUGGGCCUGGCCCAGCAAGGGAGAUCUCAUGCGGAGGAAGGCUGACCUGUGGCAGGCUCAAUGAGCAGCCACCAUCAGGACAGUGCAAGGCUUUGGCUUCCUGUGGGCACAGCCAGAGAGCAUGGGCUGUGAAGGAGGAGCAGGUGCAGCUGUGGGCAGCAGAAAUCCUCUUGGCCUUAGAGGGACUUCACCAACAGGGUGUAUUGUGCCGGGACCUCAACCCCAGGAACUUGCUGCUCGAUGCAGGCGGUCAUGUUCGUCUCACUUUCUUUGGCCAGUGGACAGAGGUGGAGCCCCACUGCUGCAGCCAGGCACAGGAAGAGAUGUACAGUGCCCCAGAAGUGGGAGGAAUCAUGGAGCCCACCGAAGCAGCUGACUGCUGGAGCUUUGGCUCUCUCUUGUAUGAGUUGCUGACAGGAGUGCCACUGUCCCAGAAUCACCCUUCAGGGAUUCAACCUCACACCCAGCUCCAUCUGCCAGAGGGGCUCAGCCUGGCUGCUACGUCACUGCUUACUGAGCUCCUGCAGUACAACCCAAAGCGGCGCUUGGGGUCUGGAGAUGGUGGCAUGGCGAAGCUGAAGUCUCACUCCUUCUUCAGCACCAUCCCAUGGAACAAGCUGGUGGGCUAGGCCGGCUGUCCUUCCCCCAGGAAGCUGGGCGUGCAACCACUCUCCCUACCACUUGUCCCUAGGUGGCAGUGGCAGCUCAGCCUCCUGGCAGAGAUACGCCUGGAAGGGUUGCCCCAGGGUGGGCUAUGCAUGAGGUUUUGCACCCUUACAUGUUCUGUCCCUGCUUGUGGUCGUUGGUGUCUCCAAGGGAGGCAACUGUGAUCUGGACCAGGCUGUCCUCUCCUCUAGCUUGUCCCUGGGUAGGAGAGCUGAGGUUCCCACCUUCAGGGAGAGGCUGUGAUCCCCUUCUGUUAUGUCCCUUGCUCAGCUACAGUGACCCCUCUGCUCUGUUAUUUUUUGUGGUUUCCAGGCCUGCCUGGCUGGUGCCAGAGCCUGAGGUCUGUGCCCAUCCCUCUGUUGUGGGGGCACGACAAGAGGGAGCACUCUGCUCUUCUUCCUACCUGCUGAGAAAAAUAAAUGGUUCAUCACUGCUUGCAGAA
Pogoniulus pusillus (Red-fronted tinkerbird) is the source of this 2511-nucleotide messenger RNA. RefSeq names its product ribosomal protein S6 kinase like 1 (gene RPS6KL1). Gene Ontology annotation, molecular function: ATP binding; protein kinase activity. Gene Ontology annotation, biological process: protein phosphorylation. The transcript is spliced from 10 exons. The coding region runs from base 113 to 2032 and encodes 639 amino acids. Lineage: Eukaryota; Metazoa; Chordata; Aves; Piciformes; Lybiidae. The record is from RefSeq and is a predicted model, not a curated record.